GGCGCCUUUUCCUGAGUGCCCGCCACCAAACCUUGCUGCUUCUUGGCGGGAAAAUUUCAAAUCCCAUCGUCUAAAUUCUUCUUUUUUAGAGGGAAAAACCAGAAGCCCAGUAGACCCUUUCAAUUUUUAAGUAAAGAUUUCAAAUUUAAAAAGCCGGUUUCUUGUUUUUGCCACUAUAUAUAUGUAUGCCAUCUUCUAUCGUCAUUUUGCUCUGUAGCCUCUAAGCCGUUUGACGAAAUUCCCCAGAGAAAAGGCAGUUAUCCGUUUUGCUAAUUUUGAGAAGAGAUGUAUGUGGUGAAGAGAGACGGGAGGCAAGAAGCUGUGCAUUUUGACAAGAUUACUGCCCGGUUGAAGAAGUUGAGUUAUGGGCUCAGCAGCGACCACUGCGACCCGGUUUUGGUUUCCCAGAAGGUCUGCGCCGGCGUCUACAAGGGGGUUACUACCAGUCAGCUUGAUGAGUUGGCUGCUGAGACCGCCGCGGCCAUGACUGCUAACCACCCUGAUUAUGCUUCAUUGGCUGCAAGAAUUGCUGUUUCAAAUCUGCACAAAAACACCAAGAAAUCAUUUUCUGAGACGGUCAAGGACAUGUAUGGCCAUGUCAGUGAAAGAUCAGGCCUUAAAGCUCCUUUGAUUGCUGAUGAUGUUUAUGAGAUAAUCAUGAAGAAUGCUGCUCGUCUGGACAGUGAGAUCAUUUAUGACCGAGACUUUGACUAUGAUUACUUUGGCUUCAAAACACUUGAGCGGUCUUACCUCUUAAAAGUCCAAGGAAAGGUUGUUGAAAGGCCACAGCAUAUGUUGAUGAGGGUAGCUGUUGGAAUCCACAAGGAUGAUAUUGAUUCUGCUUUAAGAACUUAUCACCUGAUGUCUCAGCGAUGGUUUACUCAUGCUUCUCCUACCCUUUUUAAUGCUGGAACUCCAAGGCCACAAUUGAGUAGCUGCUUCCUGUUGUGCAUGAAAGAGGAUAGUAUUGAGGGCAUUUAUGAUACCCUCAAGGAAUGUGCUGUUAUCAGCAAAUCAGCUGGGGGCAUUGGUGUAUCUGUUCAUAACAUCCGUGCCACAGGAAGUUAUAUUCGUGGAACAAAUGGAACAUCCAAUGGUAUUGUUCCAAUGCUGCGAGUAUUCAAUGAUACUGCUCGUUAUGUUGAUCAAGGCGGUGGCAAGAGGAAGGGUGCUUUUGCUGUAUAUCUGGAGCCAUGGCAUGCUGAUAUCUUUGAAUUUUUGGAUUUAAGGAAAAACCAUGGGAAGGAAGAGCACCGGGCUCGAGAUCUGUUUUUUGCUCUCUGGGUGCCUGAUCUCUUUAUGGAAAGAGUACAGAAGAAUGAAAAAUGGUCCUUGUUUUGCCCAAAUGAGGCCCCUGGGUUGGCUGAUUGCUGGGCCGAAGAAUUUGAAAGGCUCUACACUCAAUAUGAAAAACAGGGUAAGGCAAAAAAAGUUGUUCAGGCACAGAAUCUCUGGUUUGAAAUCCUGAAAUCCCAGAUUGAAACUGGAACACCUUACAUGCUGUACAAGGAUACUUGCAAUAGAAAAAGCAACCAGCAGAACCUGGGGACAAUUAAAUCUUCUAACUUGUGUACCGAGAUCAUUGAAUACACAAGUCCUACAGAAACUGCUGUGUGCAAUUUGGCUUCAAUUGCUCUGCCACGAUAUGUUAGAGAAAAGGGAUUCACAUCUGAAUCACAACCAUCCAAACUUGUUGGCAGCAGAGGUUCUGCAAAUCGAUUCUUUGACUUUGACAAGCUAGCAGAGGUUACUGCAAUAGUUACUUCAAAUCUGAACAAAAUAAUUGACAUCAAUUACUACCCUGUUGAUACUGCAAAGCGAUCCAACUUUCGACACAGGCCCAUUGGCAUUGGAGUCCAGGGCCUUGCUGACACUUUCAUAUUGCUUGGCAUGGCCUUUGACUCGCUUGAGGCUCAACAGCUGAACAAGGACAUAUUUGAGACCAUAUACUAUCAUGCAUUAAAAUCUUCUUCUGAAUUAGCUGCUAAAGAUGGCCCAUAUGAAACUUAUGAUGGAAGUCCUGUGAGCAAGGGAAUUCUUCAGCCAGACAUGUGGGGAGUAACACCUUCAAGUAGGUGGGAUUGGGAUGCUCUACGGGCAAUGAUUGCAACAAAUGGAGUACGAAAUUCACUUCUUAUAGCACCAAUGCCAACUGCUUCUACUAGUCAGAUUCUUGGAAAUAAUGAGUGCUUUGAGCCAUAUACAUCCAACAUCUAUAGUCGCAGGGUUCUAAGUGGGGAGUUUGUUGUGGUGAAUAAGCAUCUGCUUCAUGACUUAACUGAGAUGGGUCUUUGGACUCCAGCACUUAAGAAUAGGAUAAUCUAUGAGGAUGGCUCUGUACAGAAAAUCCCUGAAAUUCCUGAAGAUCUUAAAGCCAUAUACAAGACUGUUUGGGAGAUCAAACAGCGGACAUUGGUUGAUAUGGCUGUAGAUCGUGGAUGCUACAUAGACCAAAGUCAAAGUCUUAACAUUCAUAUGGACCAACCCAACUUUGGGAAGCUUACGUCGCUUCAUUUUCAUGCUUGGUCAAAGGGCUUAAAAACAGGGAUGUAUUAUCUGCGCUCACGAGCUGCAGCGGAUGCCAUCAAAUUCACAGUAGACACUGCAAUGCUUAAGGACAAACCAAAGACAACUGCUGAUGAUGAUAGUAAAAUGGCCCAGAUGGUGUGCUCCCUAGCAAACAGGGAAGAGUGCAUGGCUUGUGGAAGUUAAAACCACUAACAGAUUAGAAUUUGGCCUAGAGUCAUGUUUUGUUAACAGACUGGCAAUGGCACACUCGGGUGCAGAAAACUAGAAUCAAUGGUGUUUUGGGAUGUGGUUCAAGAGUGUAGUUAGUGUGCUACUUGUAACUUUUAACCCAUUUGUAUAGAGUUAAUUCUUAAUAUAUAUCUAUAUGGCUACAUUUUGAAAAUUGUACUUGUACUGGGUUUUGAUGGAUUGUGAUUGCUGGCUCCUCAAAAGCUAAAGUUAAGAAAUGAAAAUUGCUUGAUUCUAGUAA
Molecule: messenger RNA, 2998 nt
Organism: Coffea eugenioides
Lineage: Eukaryota; Viridiplantae; Streptophyta; Magnoliopsida; Gentianales; Rubiaceae
Product: ribonucleoside-diphosphate reductase large subunit
Exons: 17
Coding region: 286-2712 (808 amino acids)
Biological process (GO): DNA replication; deoxyribonucleotide biosynthetic process
Cellular component (GO): ribonucleoside-diphosphate reductase complex
Molecular function (GO): ribonucleoside-diphosphate reductase activity, thioredoxin disulfide as acceptor; ATP binding
Source: RefSeq, a predicted model, not a curated record